CUCUUGUAUCGGCUAUUAACACUCCAGCUAUGGGAGUUUAAACUGUAUUCUUUGAUUUAUUAUUCUGUAAUUUUUUGCGAUUAAUUGAAUGUAGGUAUUAAUAAAACUAGCGUUGAUCCACCCAAUACACAACAAAAGCCAAUUAUCUUUGACUACGUUUAUCAUUAUCUACGCUUAAUUGAUAUCAAACAAAUAUAUCGAACAAGUAAAUAAUAAAAGCAAUUAUAAUGUCUGCCACAUUGAUGUUCAUUGUGUUAAAUUGAACAUUGCAACUCUGAUUGUCGUCCGCGCCUCAAUAGUUUCAAAUUAAAAUGAAAAUAUACGUACAACCGUAGAAGAAGCAGAAAGCCUACACACUUUUGCCAUCAUGGCAGACAAACAAGAGAAUAUAGAAAAAAUUGAAGAAAAACCUUUGAAUAAAGAGAAGGAACAGCUGAGUAACAAAGAAAAAAGUUUUACAGAAAAGCUUUGGUAUGUAAAGGAUAACAUUACUGUUGAGCCGUUACUAGCCGGCCUGAUCAUACCUAGUGUGAUAUCUCGCUUUGCGAUGACCAAUUUCAAUUUGGACAAAGCCUGCAGAGUCUAUUUCGAAUUCGAAGAUCACAUUUGUAACGCUUUAGUCAAAAAGAAUAGCAAUAACUACUCAAGCUAUGAGAAAGAAGUACAAAAGUUAAUAUCCUCGAUCGAUAUAUGGAAGGGUAUUCUUCAUACUGGAUUACCUUUUAUCAUGAUUAUGUUUUUGGGGGCAUGGAGUGACAGAACAGGGAAAAGGAAAGUUUGCAUUUUACUCCCAAUCUUCGGUGAAUUGUUGACGUCGUUGAAUAACUUGGUGAACGUUUACUUCUUCUACGAAAUUCCGGUUCAUGUGACAGUGUUUUUAGAGACGUUCUUCACAGCUGCGACGGGAGGGUGGAUGACUAUGUUCCUUGGUGUGUUUAGUUUCAUUAGUGAUAUAACAUCAGAAGAAACCCGUACCUUCAGGGUUGGUCUCGUGAACAUCGGAAUGACAGCAGGACUCCCCAUUGGAAUUGGUUUGAGUGGGUUCUUGCUGAAAGUGCAACUGGGAUACUACAGUAUAUUUGCUUUAACAACCGGCAUGUUCGUUGCUGUACUUCUGUAUGGAUGCUAUUGUCUGAGUGAACCUGAUGAAUGGCUAAAGGAACGGGGGAUGCCCACUAUACAACGAGGCGACAGCAAAGGAGUUUCGUUUUUCGAUGUCACGCACGUAGUGGACACGAUCGGCGUCGCGUUUCGGAAGCGGCCCUCAAAUCGACGGGUCAAAGUGCUUCUCACACUGGUCGCCGUGUUCAUAUUAUUCGGGCCUUCCAUGUCGGAGCACAAUAUUUUCUACCUGUUCGUGAGGAACCAGCUGAACUGGGAUCCAGCGAAAUACAGCUUCUACACCAGCUACGCUAUACUUCUUCAUUCUGUUGGCACGCUGUUCUCAAUAACAGUACUAAGUCGGAAACUGCAGAUAGAUGACUCUCUUCUCUGCCUCAUUUCUGUGUCCAGCAAAUUCUUGGGCUCCACCUGGACGGCCUUUAUAAAAACCGACAUCGAAAUGUACCUGAUACCAAUAGUGGAACUAUUGAACGGUACAACAUUUACGUCACUACGGUCAAUCAUAUCAAAGUUGGUCGACAAACAAGAAACCGCUAAGGUUAACUCGCUCUUCUCCCUCACGGAGACACUGGCGUCGUUGAUCUUCCAGCCUUUCUACUCCUGGCUAUAUAUGAAAACUCUGAAUGUACUGCCGGGGGCUGUGUUUCUCACUAGUUCUGGUCUCAUUGUACCAGCUUCCAUCAUUCUUAUAUACUUUUUCACUCAGCAUCGAAUAAAUUUGAAAAAGGCAAGACAGAAAGCUUUGGAGGCUGAAGAGAAGAAGGAAACUGAAACCGUAAAAGUUCCUGAGAAACCGCCAAUACCCGAAAUGAGUCCUAACUUUAAUUCAACACGCUUAUAAUUGGGCGGUUCAAUCAAAAGACUGAUAUUAUACUAACGCAGGGAACAAUUCCCGAUAAAAAAAAAUCGUAUUGUAAAUCGUUUUAAUAAGAAUAAUGUAGUUCGUAGAAUAAUUAAAUCGGAACUUAUAAAGUUAGAGCUUACAAAGCCUUUUUAAGCGUCAUCUCCACGGGCGAGAGUAUCACGACGAGUCCGUUCUACUAUCGUCAGAUAAAUCUCCACGGUACAACGAUAAUUCCGACGUGACCACAACGCCUUGUAUGGCCUACCAACUGUGGCGUACCGUAGCGGUAUCGCCGCAAGAAUUGACGAUAUCGUCGCAAUAAUCGACGAUAUCGUCGCGAGAGACGAGUCUGCGACGUCAUACUUAUCCAGAGCAACUCGUCGUAUCGCCGUGAUGGUAUCGCCCUGUGGAGAUAGGCCCAUAAAGUUUGUAUUGAAUUUGGUGGCAUUGGAUACUCUCGUACGUGGAGAUGGUGCCUAAC
Molecule: messenger RNA, 2447 nt
Organism: Maniola jurtina (meadow brown)
Lineage: Eukaryota; Metazoa; Arthropoda; Insecta; Lepidoptera; Nymphalidae
Product: proton-coupled folate transporter-like
Exons: 8
Coding region: 368-1963 (531 amino acids)
Biological process (GO): transmembrane transport
Cellular component (GO): membrane
Molecular function (GO): transmembrane transporter activity
Source: RefSeq, a predicted model, not a curated record